AAAAAUUCAAACCAACCAAACACAACUCUAAGAACGUGGCGCACUAUAUAUAUUACAGUUACAGAAUCUCAGGCAGUGAGUAACGACUUGUUUUUCAAAAUAGCUUCUCUAAUACUCUACCAACUCACUAUCUACUUCUUCUUCACUGCAUGCUUUCUUCUUCUCUUCUCCAUUUUUCCAAAUUCAAAUUCAAAUUCAAAUCCUCCGUUAAUGGCGGCGACUAUGGAGAGCUUGAUCGGCCUCGUUAACAGAAUACAACGAGCAUGUACUCUCCUCGGCGAUUAUUACGGCGCCGGCGAUGCUACGGCUUCGUCUUUGCCUACUCUUUGGGAGUCUCUUCCUUCCGUUUCCGUCGUCGGUGGUCAGAGUUCUGGAAAAUCAUCGGUGUUGGAGAGUAUUGUUGGCCGUGAUUUUCUUCCCAGAGGCUCAGGUAUUGUGACAAGAAGGCCUUUGGUGUUGCAACUGCACAAGAUAGAAACAGGGGUAGAAGAGUAUGCAGAGUUUCUUCACUUACCCAAGAAAAGAAUCACAGAUUUCUCCGUGGUUCGACAAGAAAUUCAAGAUGAAACUGAUAGAAUGACCGGAAAGUCAAAACAAAUUUCUCCAGUUCCUAUUCAUUUAAGUAUCUACUCUCCAAAUGUUGUCAAUUUGACAUUGAUAGAUUUGCCUGGCUUGACGAAGGUUGCUGUUGAGGGACAGCCAGAGAGCAUUGUUAAGGACAUAGAGAAUAUGGUUCGCUCAUAUGUGGAGAAGCCAAACUGCCUUAUUCUCGCCAUAUCACCGGCAAAUCAAGAUAUAGCAACAUCCGAUGCUAUCAAACUCUCUAGAGAAGUAGAUCCAACAGGUGAAAGGACAUUUGGUGUGUUGACAAAGGUUGACUUGAUGGAUAAGGGAACAAAUGCCUUGGAUGUUCUUGAAGGGAGGGCUUAUCCACUUCAACACCCUUGGGUUGGAAUUGUGAACCGCUCUCAAGCUGAUAUCAAUAAAAAUGUAAACAUGAUAGCCGCUAGGCAACAUGAACGCGAGUUCUUUGCAACUAAUCCUGAUUAUAGGCACCUAGCUGGAAGAAUGGGAUCAGAAUAUCUUGCAAAGCUUCUGUCCAAGCAUUUGGAGUCUGUAAUUAAAGCACGCAUACCAGGCAUCGUAUCUUUAGUUAACAGAAGCAUUGAUCAACUUGAGGCGGAGUUGGACCACCUAGGUAGACCUGUUACUAUUGAUGCUGGGGCGCAGUUAUACACUAUCUUGGAGUUGUGUCGUGCUUUUGAUAGGGUAUUCAAGGAGCAUUUGGAUGGAGGGCGACCUGGUGGUGAUCGUAUAUAUGGAGUUUUUGAUCACCAACUUCCUUCUGCCUUAAGGAAACUUCCAUUUGACCGGCAUUUAUCUCUGCAAAAUAUUAGAAAAGUUGUUUCAGAAGCAGAUGGGUACCAACCACAUCUAAUUGCACCAGAGCAAGCUUAUAGACGCCUUAUUGAAGGUGCAAUUAGUUACUUCAGAGCACCAGCUGAAGCUUCUGUUGAUGCUGUUCACUUUGUUUUGAAAGAACUUGUAAGGAGGUCUGUUGGAGAAACUCAGGAGCUGAAGCGUUUUCCAACUCUGCAAGCUGAAAUAGCAAUUGCUGCAAAUGAAGCACUUGAGAGGUUUCGUGAAGACAGUAAGAAAACAACUCUGAGGCUGGUAGACAUGGAAUCGUCGUACCUGACGGUGGAUUUCUUCAGGAAAAUUCCAAUGGAGGUGGAGAAGAGUGGAAAUCCAACUGCCAACAAUGCAGAUCGAUACACCGAAGGCCACUUCCGGAGAAUAGGAUCCAAUGUUUCCUCAUACAUUGGAAUGGUGUCUGAGGCCAUCAAGAAUUAUAUUCCCAAAGCUGUAGUUCAUUGCCAAGUCAGAGAAGCCAAGCGGUCUUUGCUGGAUCACUUUUACACCCAAUUAGGCAGAAAGGAGGCGAAGCAACUUGCACAAUUAUUGGAUGAAGAUCCUGUAUUAAUGGACAGAAGGCAGAAAUGCGCCAAGAGACUCGAGCUAUAUAAGUCUGCUAGAGAUGAGAUCGACUCAGUCUCAUGGUCUAGAUGAGAUGAACGAUGAGCGUCUGCAAUAUUGGCGACUGAUAUAUCAUAAUGGGGAGAACAUUUGGCAAGUUUUUUUGCCUUUGACUAUUAUAUUCUAUUUGUUGCUUUUAUUUCUCAAUUCUGAGGGAUUUUAUGUUUUUUUCAUCCUAGAUAAAUAAUUUGAAAUCAUUAGUGAGCGAAAAUUUAAAAAAUGAUAAGCCUUGUAGAUCAAUUAGGUCAAGAAUCAGUUAAGCUGGCACUAUAUAAAUGAGAAAUUGGCCAAUUCA
Messenger RNA from Mercurialis annua (annual mercury), 2332 nucleotides. RefSeq names its product phragmoplastin DRP1E-like. Gene Ontology annotation, cellular component: membrane; cytoplasm; microtubule. Bases 211 to 2070 code for a protein of 619 amino acids. The transcript is spliced from 15 exons. The record is from RefSeq and is a predicted model, not a curated record. NCBI's taxonomy places the organism in Eukaryota, Viridiplantae, Streptophyta, Magnoliopsida, Malpighiales, Euphorbiaceae. Gene Ontology annotation, molecular function: GTP binding; microtubule binding; GTPase activity.